Messenger RNA from Andrographis paniculata, 1674 nucleotides. Its product is annotated as leucine-rich repeat extensin-like protein 4. NCBI's taxonomy places the organism in Eukaryota, Viridiplantae, Streptophyta, Magnoliopsida, Lamiales, Acanthaceae. The record is from RefSeq and is a predicted model, not a curated record. The transcript has a single exon. Gene Ontology annotation, molecular function: protein binding. Bases 173 to 1384 code for a protein of 403 amino acids.
UCCACUUUUCAUCAGUGAUCUCAACCAAAAGCAAAAGAAACAAGGAAAAUCAACUACGAAGACAUAAAUUUCAGAGAGACACAUUAAUGCUCUUCCAACCAUCCAUGGCGGAACCUAAUUAGCUUCCUUCAACCUAUCCAAUUCAAUUCAAUUCAAUUGCCCUCCCCCUCCAAUGGACAUUACGAUCUGCUUUCUUCUACCCCUUCUGAUCCACCCCACACUCGCCGGCGCUGUCGUCAUUGUCGGCGGCGGAGUCGGCAUCGGCCUCGGCGGCGUCGCCGGCGGCAGCGGCGGAGGGGUCUGGAUCGGCGGCGGAGUAAACCCUCCGGCGACGCCCUCCGCCCCAAAUAUGAACCAGGCGUACACUGCCCUCCAGGCCUGGAAAUCCGCCAUUACCGACGACCCACGUGGGAUUCUCCGGUCAUGGAUUGGCCCCAAUGUCUGCAACUACAGAGGCGUUUAUUGCACCGAUGCUCAGGAUUUUCUGGGAAACCCCGCCGGAAAAUCCAUCACCGCCGUAGAUCUGAACGGCGCUAAUUUGCAGGGAACUCUCGUCAACGAACUCGCCCUCCUCACCGAUUUGUCGAUUCUCCACCUCAACGGCAACCGCUUCGCCGGCGGCGUGCCGCUCGCCGUCCGGGAAAUGUCCGCCCUGACGGAGCUGGAUCUCAGCAACAACCGCUUCUCCGGCGAGUUCCCGGCUGCGACGCUUUAUAUACCUAAUCUGGUCUACCUCGACCUCCGAUUCAACUCCUUCUCCGGCCCGAUCCCCGGCGAGCUGUUUAACAAGAAGCUCGACGCCAUUUUCCUCAACAACAACUUCUUCUCCGGCGAGCUGCCGCAGAAUUUGGGCAAUUCGCCGGCGUCGGUGAUUAAUUUAGCCAACAACAGAUUUUCCGGCACGAUCCCAUUCAGCUUGGGGUACAUGGGGAUUCGGGAGAUUCUCUUCCUCAACAACCAGCUCACCGGCUGCAUCCCGGAGGGCGUCGGAAUGUGGACGGACUUGCAGGUUCUCGACGUCAGUUCCAAUGAGCUAAUGGGACACCUGCCCGAAUCCCUCUCCUGCCUCACCGGAAUCGAAGUUCUAAACUUCGCCAACAACAAGCUCUCCGGCGAGCUGCCGGAUUUGGUCUGCACACUCCGGAGCCUCCUGAACCUCACCGUCGCCGCCAAUUUCUUCUCCGGCUUCAGCCAGGACUGCGACCGGCCGGCGUUCCGGAACCUGUUCGAUUUCACGUUCAAUUGCAUUCCGGGGCGGCUGCUGCAGCGGCCGGUGCCGGAUUGCUCGGCGGUGCCCGGAGAAGGGCUGAGCUGCCUGCGAAUCCCGUCGGCGCGGCCUCUUGCGUGUGGGACAUUGGUGGGAGCAGAGGUAAGUCCACCAUGACUGACCAUUUGAAGAUGAUCGAUCAUCGAACCGGAUUAAUUAUUUUUUGUUUCUGGCAAAUCCGGACCGACGGGACCGGACCGGCGGACCGACCACGUUCUGGAUAAAGACACGCCGGAUAGGGUAGAGCACUUUAAAAUAGACCUUUUUUUUUUUUUAAUUAUUAGUAUUACAAUGUUCAUGUAUGUAUGUAUAUUAUGAUGUUUUGUGGAUGAUCUGGAUUUUGUGUUCUGGGAGGCCUACAAUUUCUUGGUUGUAGGGAUUCAGGUCCGAAUUGGUGUUUUUAUUUA